Pelodiscus sinensis (Chinese soft-shelled turtle) is the source of this 672-nucleotide messenger RNA. The record is from RefSeq and is a predicted model, not a curated record. Lineage: Eukaryota; Metazoa; Chordata; Testudines; Trionychidae.
GCCCCCGCCAGACUGCGGAGCCCCAGCCCAGUGGGCGGGCCGGGAGCGGGAGGCAGGCCCCACGCAGCUGUAGCAGCUCGGGCCGAGCGCAGGCGCUGCUCCCUGUCGGGAAGCGGGCUCCGACCCGCAACGCUGCGUCCAUGAGCUGCGAGGUUGUUGCGCUGUACUUUGCCAGGAGCGCUGAAUUGGCAGGUGUUCGCUCUGAGACUAUUUCUGUACCACAACAAAUAACAUCUCUACAGCUGUGGGAAGAAAUUGUUAAAAGGCAUCCAAGACUUGCUGCCAUUCAAGAUCAAGUGGUCUUCGCUGUUUGCCAGGAAUACGUGCUCCUCGGAGAUCAGCUUCUGGUCCUGCAGUCAGGUGACGAGGUUGCCAUUAUCCCACCGAUCAGCGGGGGCUAACUCCAUGCAAAUAUACUUGGGUCUGGUGAUUUGUGGAUAAGAACAGCCAUACUGGAUCAGACCAAAGGCAUCUAGCCCACAAUUCUGGCUUCUGAUGCCCAAGUGGGAAUGAAGACAGCAAAGCCAUGAAUGAAAGUGACAAUGAGCCCAAAGAUUUCAUCAAACUGAACAAUGAAAAACUAUCUACAGAUGAAAUCAUGGAGCUGGUGGUUUCUCCAUGCUGUGGGGCUGUGUCCCUGUUCAUAGGUACUACAAGGAAUAACUUUGCAGG